Molecule: messenger RNA, 1944 nt
Organism: Plasmodium berghei ANKA
Lineage: Eukaryota; Apicomplexa; Aconoidasida; Haemosporida; Plasmodiidae
Product: endonuclease/exonuclease/phosphatase family protein, putative
Exons: 4
Coding region: 1-1944 (647 amino acids)
Biological process (GO): phosphatidylinositol dephosphorylation
Molecular function (GO): phosphatase activity
Source: RefSeq, a predicted model, not a curated record
AUGAAAAAUAACCAAAACGAAAAUAAUGAAAAAGUUGAAAAAAGUGGAAACGAGAAAAGUAAAACAGUUUUCAAUAUGAAAGAAAAAAAUAAUGCAAAGAUUUUUAGUUGCAUUCCAAAUAAUUGCAAAAAUGAAAAUUUACAAAAUGUCAUGAAAAAUUAUCCAUUACAUAAAUAUCGAAGCAGAAGUGAAUCACAUGGGCAUAUAAAAAGUAAUAGAAUUUUUAUGGAUAGUGUAAAAGAAAGGAAUGAAAAUAACAAAAUUUAUGAUCAAAAUGAAAAAAAGGCAUCUUUAACAAGCAAAGAAUAUCAAAAAAAUGGAAUUGAAAAUCUGUCAAUUUUUGAUACUAAAGGAACUAUUAAAUAUAAUAACAAAGAAAAAACAUGUAUUCGAAAUAACGAAAAAAAUAUAAAAAAAAAUGAUAGAAAAAUUGUAAUUGGAUAUAAUUAUUUUACGAAUAGACAACAAAUGAUCAAUAGUGAAAAUAUAAAUAUUAUAAAAAACGUUCCAAUAAGUAUUUAUGUCGGAACAUGGAAUUGUGAAUAUUCAGAUUUUACAAAAGGAUAUGAAUAUGAAAAGAAAAGAUAUACAACAAACUAUUUAAGUGAAAAUACUAAAGAUGUGUUAUAUUCUAUGAAGCUUGAUGAUAGACAUACUAUAAGAUCUAUAACUCCACUAAUUUAUAUUGACCCAACUAUAAAAGGGAAUAAAAAUAAUGAUAAUGAAUAUUAUGAUGAGCUUGCCAAUUUCAAUUUGGGUAAUAAAGACGAAAAAAAUGGUGAAAAAAAUGGAGAUUACUGCAUACAUACACCAAAUAAACAAAUAUAUCCUAAAAAAAAUAUUCCCAAUACGUCAAUUGAAAACUCUACUAAAAGGAAAACAACAGAAACAAGUAUUCAUAAUUGUAAUCAAAUAUCUGGAAAAAAAAAAAAUAAUUUACAAAAUUAUAAAUCACAAGAAACUGAAAUAUUUUCUCACUGGAUAUCUCCAUAUUAUGAUAUAUAUGUCAUAUGUUUACAGGAAUCUAUUUCAGAUAGUAUAAUUGAAUGUUUAUCUAUGUAUUUAAAAGAAAUAAAUCAAGAAACUUAUGAAUAUUUGCCAUUAGCAGACUAUAAAUUAUCGGGAUAUGGGGAUGGAGCAUUUUUACAAAUGAAAUCUACAACAAUAGCUGCUUGGGUAAGAAAAUCUAAACUUCAUCCUAAAGGACCAGUUAAGUUAUGUGCAUCUAAAACAAUAGCUUUUAAUAAGUUAAAUAACAGUAAAGGAUGUGUAUCUAUAUUAUUAAAUAUAUUUAGUCAAUUUGUUUUAUUUAUUGGAUGUCAUAUGCCUGCCAAAGAUCAAGAGUUAAGACAAAAAUCAAGAGAAUUUAUUUUAACAAAAUUAAGUGAAUAUUUUAGUAAUAAAGCAACAUCAAAUUUUAAAGAUGUUUUUCAUCAUGUCAUAUGGAUGGGUGAUUUUAACUUUAGAGUCCAUGGAAUACAAAUAGAAAAGGUUGUUCAUCAUUUAAAAACAAACAAUUUAAAAGAGUUACUAAAAUAUGACGAAGGGAAUUCUCCAUAUUCAUAUGAUUUAUCUAUAAGCUUUCAAGAACAAGAAAUUAACUUCUUGCCAACAUAUAAAAAGAAUGGAAAUAGACCAAUAAUUGAUAAAAAUGAUAAAAAUUGGGUCGAAAAGGAAUACAAACUUAUUCAUAAUAUUAAAUGGUAUAAAGGAGGGAAACAAGAACCCCGCAUUCCUUCUUGGACAGAUCGGGUAUUUAAAUGGUCAUGUGAUAAAACUCAAAACUGUUUGACAUUCGUUCCUAAUACUUACAUUUCCCCAAUACCCAAAGAAAAAUGCAUACUGAUGUGCAGCGACCAUAGUCCCGUUUCCUGUUGUUUUCAAAUGUACAAAAUGACAAAUGAAGAGGAUAUUCCUUCGACAAAAAGCAUUUGGAAAUUUUAA